UCUUCCUCUCUACCUUACGAACCCUAGCGGCUGAGUUUCAUUGUGUUUCUUUCUCCGCGUUUCUGACGCCUUUGAUCUGCCGAGAUAAUGGCCGGAAAGGGUGAUGGACCGGCUAUUGGGAUAGAUCUCGGCACCACCUAUUCGUGCGUCGGUGUAUGGCAGCACGAUCGGGUCGAGAUCAUCGCCAACGACCAGGGCAAUCGCACAACGCCGUCUUAUGUCGCCUUUACAGACACCGAGCGCCUCAUCGGUGACGCCGCCAAGAACCAGGUCGCCAUGAACCCUAUCAACACCGUGUUCGAUGCAAAGCGUUUGAUUGGGAGGCGCUUCACCGAUGCAUCCGUCCAAAGUGACGUCAAGCUCUGGCCAUUUAAGGUUAUUUCUGGUCCUGGUGACAAGCCUAUGAUUGUUGUUAAUUACAAGGGGGAGGAGAAGCAGUUUGCAGCCGAAGAAAUAUCUUCUAUGGUGUUAAUCAAGAUGAAAGAAAUUGCUGAAGCCUACCUUGGAUCUGUUGUGAAAAAUGCUGUUGUCACUGUCCCUGCUUACUUCAAUGACUCCCAGCGUCAGGCCACAAAGGAUGCUGGUGUCAUUUCUGGUUUGAAUGUGAUGAGGAUCAUCAAUGAGCCCACUGCUGCUGCUAUUGCCUAUGGACUUGACAAGAAGUCAAGCAGUGUGGGUGAGAAGAAUGUUCUCAUUUUUGAUCUUGGUGGUGGCACUUUUGAUGUCUCUCUACUUACCAUCGAGGAGGGUAUCUUUGAGGUCAAGGCCACUGCAGGGGACACUCAUCUUGGAGGUGAGGAUUUUGAUAACCGCAUGGUUAACCAUUUUGUUCAAGAGUUCAAGAGGAAGAACAAGAAGGAUAUCGUUGGGAAUCCUAGGGCACUGAGGAGGCUGAGGACUGCAUGCGAGAGGGCAAAGAGGACACUUUCUUCCACUGCACAAACCACCAUUGAAAUUGAUUCCUUAUACGAGGGCAUUGAUUUCUACACUACCAUCACAAGGGCCAGGUUUGAGGAGCUUAACAUGGACCUUUUUAGGAAAUGUAUGGAGCCCGUUGAGAAGUGUCUGAGAGAUGCUAAGAUGGACAAGAGCACGGUCCAUGAUGUGGUUCUUGUUGGUGGAUCCACCAGAAUCCCAAAGGUGCAGCAGUUGUUGCAGGACUUUUUCAAUGGCAAGGAGCUCUGCAAGAGUAUCAAUCCUGAUGAGGCUGUUGCUUAUGGUGCUGCUGUUCAGGCUGCUAUUCUUAGUGGUGAGGGCAAUGAGAAGGUGCAGGACCUUCUCCUUUUGGAUGUCACUCCACUUUCCCAAGGUUUGGAGACUGCUGGAGGUGUUAUGACCGUCUUGAUCCCCAGGAAUACCACCAUCCCCACAAAGAAAGAGCAAGUCUUCUCUACCUAUUCAGACAAUCAACCUGGAGUCUUGAUUCAGGUAUACGAGGGUGAGAGAACCAGGACCAGAGACAACAACCUGCUUGGAAAAUUUGAACUCUCAGGAAUACCACCUGCUCCCCGUGGUGUACCUCAGAUCACAGUUUGUUUUGACAUCGAUGCUAAUGGUAUCUUGAAUGUGUCCGCCGAGGACAAGACAACUGGACAGAAGAACAAGAUCACCAUUACCAAUGACAAGGGCAGGCUCAGCAAGGAGGAGAUUGAAAAGAUGGUGCAGGAAGCAGAGAAGUACAAGUCCGAGGACGAGGAGCACAAGAAAAAGGUGGAAUCGAAGAACUCCUUGGAAAACUACGCCUACAACAUGAGAAACACUAUCAAGGAUGACAAGAUUGCAUCCAAGCUGCCUGCAGCAGACAAGAAGAAGAUUGAAGACGCGAUUGAGCAGGCGAUCCAAUGGCUCGAAGCCAAUCAACUGGCGGAGGCUGAUGAAUUCGAUGACAAGAUGAAGGAGUUGGAGAGCAUCUGCAACCCCAUCAUUGCUAAAAUGUACCAGGGCGGUGACGUGCCUGGUGGAAUGGAUGAGGAUGGGCCUUCAGCUGGUGCCAGUGGUGCAGGGCCGAAGAUUGAGGAGGUUGAUUAAGCGGAGUUUUACCCCGAUCCACCCCUCGCAUGGGCUGUUAAGUCGCUGCUAGUGGUUGAAAUCGUUAUCUACUUAGUAUUAUUUGAAUCUAAACUAUGAAUUAAUUGAUCAUGGCCUGGCUGUAGGCCGUGAAUGAAUAUCCUUUGAUAUUUGAACUUUUUUUUAUCUUCCAUAUUUGCAUCUAUUAUCAGUUAAAGCACCAUUAUUAUUCUAGAUA
Zingiber officinale is the source of this 2245-nucleotide messenger RNA. RefSeq names its product heat shock cognate 70 kDa protein 2-like. Gene Ontology annotation, biological process: protein refolding; cellular response to unfolded protein. Gene Ontology annotation, cellular component: cytoplasm. The transcript has 2 exons. Gene Ontology annotation, molecular function: ATP-dependent protein folding chaperone; heat shock protein binding; misfolded protein binding. Bases 88 to 2028 code for a protein of 646 amino acids. The record is from RefSeq and is a predicted model, not a curated record. Lineage: Eukaryota; Viridiplantae; Streptophyta; Magnoliopsida; Zingiberales; Zingiberaceae.